Molecule: messenger RNA, 3904 nt
Organism: Candidula unifasciata
Lineage: Eukaryota; Metazoa; Mollusca; Gastropoda; Stylommatophora; Geomitridae
Source: the annotation of a GenBank genome assembly
AUGAGUGAUAAACAGUUGUAUAAGUUUAAUAUGAAUACAAAUAUGUUUCUGAAUGUAGCCAUUGUGAUUCUGUGUCUGACAGCAACUCUAGAGGCACUGGACAGGGAACAUUGCUUGAUAGAAAACAUAGAAGGAUGCGAACUCGGACGUCCACCAAUUUACAUGAUUAUGGCACCACGGCGCAUUCGAGCAGAACAAGUGUUUCAGGUGUUUGCCACACUCUUGAGAAUGGAGUUUGGCCAGGAGUCUAUAAACAUACGUGUGUCAGUUGUCCGUGAGGACAAAGAGUAUGCCAGUAGCAUUGUGAGAUUUGACCGACCUUCUAGUCGGAUUGUGCAGUUACAGAUGCCUUCCAAUGCAGAGCAUGGGCAGUAUAAAUUGAGAAUAGAAGGAAAACUGGACGAGAGAAUCAGUGGAAAUAUAUUCUCUAAUGAAACAGACAUUGAGUUCUCCACCAAGAGAGCUUCCCUGUUUAUACAGAUGAGCAAGCCGAUUUAUCGACAGGAGCAGACUGUUCACUUCAGAGUGAUUCCAAUCCAACCAGACAUGAUGCCGAAGUACGGAAACCUCAUAAUCUACAUUGAGGACCCAACUGGAAUUGCUGUCAGGCGUUGGCAAGGUCUGCAGUCAAAUGCUGGGGGCAUCAUAAGUCAGCAGUUUCGCUUGUCAGACCAGCCAAACUAUGGGACUUGGAACAUUCGUGUUGAUGCCUUUGGACAGACAUACAGGAGGCCUUUUAUAGUGGAGGAAUUUUGGGAACCACGAUUUGAUGUGAAUGUUACAGCGCCAGCAUAUAUCGUGGAUAAUGACACUUUUGUUGUUAAAGGUCAUAUAUUAGCAAAUCAAACAAGUGGCAGGCCAUGUAGAGGCAAUGCUUCAGUCACUGCUUUCUUUCUGCCACGUGAGGACAUCUGGAAUGCAACACGAGGUUGGGAGAAGCCUUACAAGGAUGCCUUGAAGAACAAGAACAGCCAGACAGCGGGAGUCCCAUUGGAGGUUCCAGAGUAUAAAGAUAUGAAGGAUAUUUCAGUGAAAGAUUACCACUUGUAUUUUGCUUAUGAAUACAGGUUUAUAGAAUAUUAUGAUGGUCACUUUGAGUUUGAGUGGACAAGAGAUGAGCUUCUUCGCAUCGCCUCUCGUGGCGGGGAGCAGAAGACCCUUGUGGACUCAGAAGUAACAUUCUUUGCAAACGUCACUGAUUGGUACUCUGGGAUCAACCGAACCGGGUGGGCAAGUACUAUUAUUUACAGUAACAAGAUCAAGUUGCGGUGGAUCGGGGGGAAUGUUCGGACAUUCAAGCCAGGAUCUAUAUUGAAAGUUCAGGUUGCUGUCUCACAAUAUGAUGGUAGACCGGUCCACGAUGGCGGGUCGGUGACUUUGGUACCAGCCAUCUCUAAUGCGGAUGGACAAGUCGGCAUGUAUUCCAACAGUGCACAGACUAGUCCUGUCAUUGGUGGCAUUGCUCAGUUUGAUGUCUUCCUACAGACUUCUGCUCAGAGAUUUUCUCUGACUGCUACGUAUCAGGACCCAACUGAAGUCAUGUCGCGGAAUGUUCACCUCAACCCAAACUUUGUGACUAGUAGCCAGCCCGCAAGUAUCCAGAUGUUGGGGAGCAAAUAUUACUCACCAACCAAUUCUUUCAUUUCAGUAACAACCUCCACUUACCACCCUCAAGUGAAUGAAUUCAUGAUAUUCCAUGUCACAGUCAGCCACUUUGUCCCACGGAUAUUUUUCCAGAUUGUGUCGCAGUCAAACAUCAUAGAUGGAUAUGAGCUAGAGAUGACAACCAGACAAAAGACGUUCUCUAUUGGACUCUCUCGGGCAAUGGUGCCAAUGGCUCGCAUUGUUGUUUAUUACAUCAGAGAGCCAGAGGAGAUAGUUUCUGAUGUCAUGACAUUCUUUGUCAAUGGUACCCACCAGAAUGAGGUCAGGCUUGGAAUCAAUCGUGGUAAAGAUUUCACUCGAAACACAGUUGAAUUCAAUGCAGAAGCUGAUCCAGGUUCCUAUCUGGCAUUUAGUGGCAUGCUGGUUGAUCUCUACAACCGAGGACUAAAUGAUGGCAUUACAGAGUAUAAGCUGAUUGACGAACUGAUGUCCUACGACGAGCCAGCAAAUCACAGCUACAAGCAGUUGUGGCGAGUCGGAGACUCCGAGUAUGAAUACAACUUCUUCCAUGGUUAUGACUACGGCACUGACGCAAACACAACUUUCCAUAGUGCAGGGCUCAUAGUUCUAACAGAUGCUGACCUCAUUCGAAUACCAAAUGCCAAUGUUUGUAGAUCCGAUGCAGACCAGUUUCCUUGCUUCUCCGGGAUUGAAAGUGAAUGUUAUCAUGCUUCACAACGCUGUAAUGGGUUGUUUGAUGGUUGCCCAAGUGAUGGCGCUGAUGAAUGGGGAUGUGUUUAUGAGGAGGUACAGAUGAUGCAUAAGUCACCACUUGAUAGAAUCAGCCGUGUCAUGCGUCACUAUGACAACAGCAGCUGGGCCUGGCAAGAAAUCUUUGUCAAGCCGGAUGGACGUGUGGAUUUCCGUGUUGACGUACCUAAAUAUCCCCUGACCUGGGUUAUCAAUGGCGUCUCCAUCAGCAGAGAUCUCGGUCUGGGCAUCAUGAAACACCCUGUUAAGUACGAUGUGACUCGGUACAUGUACAUUCAAGUGGAACAUCCCACAACCAUUGCAUGGGGAGAGCAGGUGGGCGUGAGGAUCACCGUGUUUAAUUACUGGUAUGAGGAUGAUUACAUUGAGGUCCUGAUUACGAUGCAUCCUGGAGACCACAUGCAGGCAGUUACUGUGGGAGAAAUGGGCUACGUCACAUCAUAUUCACCCAACACACACAAGGGAGAGCACCAGACUCUUGUAUUUCUGGAACCUGGCGAGUCCAAAGACAUCUACAUCCCUAUUGUGGUUGACAAGGAGCUUCAUGAGAACCUGGUGAACUUCCGUGUCACUGCAACUUGUUUUCUUGAGCGAGAUGAAUACGUAGGAACUAUGAAUCUCAAGCCGAAUGGAGUGAUGAACUACUACCAUACACCAUAUCUGAUCGACCUGAUCCGUUUCCCAUCCAUUGACAUCCCACAAUUCAAGGUCAAUGUUCCAGAAUACUACAGAAAGCAGUUGGUUAGGGAGAACUUAUACGUGCCUUGGUCAUCAGUCGCAAUGAAUACCAUAUAUGGUGAUGUUGUGGGCCCUGGCUUCUUUGAAGAUUACCUGAAUGCAGAGAACACACUGUACCGCCCCUACGGCAGCGGUGAGAUGGUGACCUUCAACUUUGCAUAUAACCUGCUGAUACUAAAGUUUAUGAGGUCGUCCAAUCAGCUGGACUUUGAUGAAACCAAAACGGUGCUGAAAGAGCUGAAUGUGGUGCUGCAGAGGAUAUUCAGCUACAUGAAUGCAGAAGAUGGCUCAUUCAAAAUGUUCAGAGAUGAUGCAAAAUCUAACGUCUGGUUAACAGCAUUCAUAGGAAAGACAUUGGCUCAGGCUGGCGUUGUCGGCGACUGGGAGCAGGACCUGUACAUCCCACAAAUUCUGGUGGCACAGAUUGUGGAGUACAUUUGUACGCAGCAAAAUCUCACAACAGGGGCCUUUGAUCCACACCCUGAUGACUUGGCUUACGACAGAAAGCUGAGCUCCCUGCGCGACAUGAAGGAUGACUUGAUGGUCACCCACAGAGUCCCCCUGACAGCUUAUGUUCUGAUUGCCCUGAGUGAGAUGACGGACUUCAUUAAGGGAACAUCGUCAUGCAUUGAAAGGGCCAAGACAAAUGCAGCAGCCUUCCUGCAGAAGCAGAUGUACUCUCUCUCACAGGAGGAUAUAUUCUUCAUGGCCAUCACAGCCUACGCUUUGACCUUGACGUCCGUGCAGAAUGACCUUGUUGAUAAACUCUGGCUUCUGAGGCGCAAUGACU